Messenger RNA from Paramormyrops kingsleyae, 2167 nucleotides. It is a transcript of the gene tektl1, whose product is annotated as tektin like 1. The record is from RefSeq and is a predicted model, not a curated record. Lineage: Eukaryota; Metazoa; Chordata; Actinopteri; Osteoglossiformes; Mormyridae.
GUGACAGCGCUUUGCCAUUUCGGAGAAAGUGACCGGACUGGCAGCCGAACAGAUGAGUACCAUUUACUUACGUAAUUACCCAAAUUAUUACUGGAUAGUUGCACUACUCAUACAUAUUUCAGUGUAUGAAAAUUGUUUUUUUUAAAGAAAAACAAGUAGGCCUAGUCAUUUUACAUAAUGUUUUGAUUUCAGUAAUUGUAUUCCAAAAUGCAAUUCCAAAUACCCGUGUAUACGUAAAAUUACUUGGAUGUACAAACUCGUAAGAACAGCGCGAAAGUUUGAUCAAGUUAUCCUUAUAGUACAAAUAUCUGUAUAAUGAAUUGCUUGGGUUCUAUCGCUAAGCCACGCUUCGCGUAAAAUGCCAGCGAAGACGAUCCCACUACCGUCGGCUACCAUCGGACCCCAGUCCUGGCACGACGACGCGGUGCGAUCGAUCCGCCGAGCGGAGCGGCUGGUGCGGAAGGUGGGAGUCGCCGAUUCGGGCUCCAAGAGACCGCGCAGCUGCAUCGCCUCCGCCGGCUGCGCCUCUAGACGCGGGGACCCAGGCCGUAAAGCUGAGGGCAACUUUGUAAAAGAGGAUGACGGUGCAAAUAAGAAUGAAAUAAACAAUAAAAUUAUACCCUUAUCUGCAGCUGCUACGCGGCCGCGCUCCGCUAUCCUCCCGUUUUAUAGCGCCGUCUCCCCUCCCUUCCUGCGGGAGCGGUGCCUGGAUGCCGGUACAGGUGUAGCUGUGGGGUAUAUGCGCUGUGUGAGGAGUGUGGAGCUGCUGCUCCGUCGGCAGGCAGGCAAGGUGUGGCUGGAAUGUGUCAAGCUGGAGAGGGAACGGGGCCACCUAGAGGACAUGCUGAAAACUCUCAGGAAGAACCUGAUGGUCAACAGGAGGAGUGUGGAGGACAGGACACUGAGACCAGCCCUUACGGAGACUGGCAGAGAUGGAGCAGACGGCCUCCUGGAUUAUGAGAAAAGAGAGCUAACUGCACUGAAAAGCCAGCUGGAGGGCACACUGCGAAACGCACUGGAACAACUACAGGCCCUGAAACAGUGCAGCAAGAUGCUAUUAGAAUGUUCCAAUGAGCGGUUAAGGGUUCUGCAUCUACUGCCCCGCACUGGGUCUCACUCUGCACAGGGCUGCUGCUCUCCUGAUAGAGUCCAACUGGAAACCAGCCCUGUAGGCCCGUACACUCCAGAAUGCGAGCAAGCAAUGGCAUCUUCUUGCAUGGCUCUGAGCCAAUCACAGUCGCUCAGAGUUCAGAUCCGGCAAAUGAUACGUGAAGCCGCAGCCAGGCAAAAAGCAGCCCACCAAUCAGUGAAUGAAGGCCUGGUGAAGAAAAUAAAAGAGACUGUCUCUCUGAAGCAACACCUCACAGUGAGCUCAGCUGCGACAAGGAAUGCCAUUAGCGGCAAACAUAGGCAGCUGGAAGGGGUCGAGCAUAGCCACGGGAGAGCACUGGGUCCAGUGUCCUGUAGAGAUUUGCAGUCCAGAGAAAGGCUGGACAGGCCAGUGGUUCAGUUGUACCAAAGACACCCUGGUAAUCAGCUGUCUGAGGCUAUGCACAUUGUACAGGGUACCGCCCAGCUCCGACAGCACCUGUCCUCCCUGAGUGGAGAGCUGGGCCGCCUUAACGGGGCUCACAUGCAACUGAUGGAAAACCUUCAAGGGAAAGAGGCGGCAGCCCAUGUCGAUGCUGCAGUUGUCAGGCUUCGCCGACGUCAGACAGAUCGCCAUUAGGGGACGUCCUCUGAUUGGCUGCGGGGAUAAUGUCAAUAUCACACUCAUGUACUUCAUUUUGUGUAUUAUAACAUGUUCCACUGGAUCAUCAUGUAUUUGACUGAAUUUAUUAACCAAUGACUUUUUAAAUACCAAAGUGAGCCUUUCAUGGAAUGCAUGCAGUCAUUAUUGUUUUAGAGCCUUUAGUUUACAAUUGUGUGCUUUGUAUUUGUUGUUAAAAUCGUGAAGUGCAGUGUUGCAAGUAUUACAGAGAUCAGAUGAAUCUGACCUUUUUUCAGUUGUUAUUAUAAGUAAUUUUUUGCAUUAUUAAGAUUCAUUUUAUGUGUAUCUGAGAUUAAAAACGUCAUGUGGUUUUACCGAAUUGCACAAAUGAUCUCGUUUGUAGUGUAUAGUGCUGAUCAUUCAUGUUCAGGUGUAGAAAUAAAAAUUUUGAAUCCA